Molecule: messenger RNA, 1045 nt
Organism: Phragmites australis (common reed)
Lineage: Eukaryota; Viridiplantae; Streptophyta; Magnoliopsida; Poales; Poaceae
Product: protein SPEAR1-like
Exons: 3
Coding region: 9-497 (162 amino acids)
Molecular function (GO): DNA-binding transcription factor activity
Source: RefSeq, a predicted model, not a curated record
GCUAGUUGAUGCGAAGCAGCAACGCCGGCGAGGAGAUGUGCAUGGAGAGCGGCAGCGCAGCGAGUAGGCGCGGGGGCAAGAAGGCGGCGGAGCACAAGGCGAACAAGCAGCCGCAGCGCGGGCUGGGCGUGGCGCAGCUGGAGAAGAUCCGCCUCCACAACCAGAUGAUGGCCGCCUACCGAUCACACCAGGACGUCAGAAUAAUGCAGGUGCCAUUUGCUGCACCAAGCGUCGCUCCGGUGGCCGGCGCGCCGUCGUUCCAGCCAUAUCUCACGGACUGCAACGUUGAGGCGACGGACCGGGGGAUCAUCGGCGUGCAGUACUACGACAACUUGCUGCCGUACAGCUCGAGCCCGCCGCCGCCGCUGUUCCCGCACGACGUGAGGGAUUCGCCGGGCCAGAGGCUGGGGCAGGGGAGGAAGCCGCAGCAGCGCUACUGCGUGAGCACGAGCGACGCGUCCAGCGCCGAGGAGCUCGACUUGGAGCUGAGAUUGUAGCUGCAGCGAUUCUUGUUCCUGAGUUGGUGGGGGCGAAGAAGCAUCAAGCCUAGAUUAAUUAGCUAGCUACCUAGCUUAUAAACUACCUAGUCUAUUUGGAAUGUACAAACGUCAAAACUAAGACAAACUUGGCAAGAGUUUCAAUUUCAGAAGGAACAUCUCGAUUCGAUUCCAAGGGGAAAUGCAUCUUUUUUCCAAACAAUAAACAAAUAGUUGCGGCAUUGCAAUUUAAUUUGUAGACCAUGCACGGACCAUAUAUAUAGGGUAGGAAAAGGUCACCAUAUGUUACAUUUGAAAACUUACUCUGCCAGGAUAGGAUUGAUAAGAGAACUCUCUCGGCUCCUUUUGUUCUCUGCUACAGUUGAGCGAGACGACCAGAGACGAUUUGGAGGCGAUUCAGCCGGCCCCCUCGCCUUCGAUAUUCUCCGGCGUCGGAGUUGGAGGGAGGCCCGGUCCUGAUGAUUUAGGUCAGUUUAGUACUAGUAUUUGUAGUUUAGUGAGAUUGUUAGUAGCUUUUAUGUUGUUAGUAUAUGUUUAGGUUUUGGGAG